CGCCUCCUCAAGCCUCCCUUUCUCUCUAUUUAUGCUUUCACUACUCUUACUCUUUUUCUCCCUGCAGGCCUCCAUCUUUUCUUUUACAUUUCCUGGUUUCAUUUAUGGGGAACUGCCUGACAAGUAGCAAGAUUGUGUCACAAAAUGCCAAGUUGGAGCAACAAAGUGAAGCAGAUCAAGAGCUCAUGAUCGAAGAGACUACAACAUCCUUGGUGUCGUCCAAGAUAGAGCGCCCUAAACAUGCUGAAGGUGGCAAGGCCAGGAUGGUGAGGUUAGGAUUAGAUGAAGAGGUUAAUGUUGGUAAAGAUGGCGAGAUGGGUGAGACAACGACAUCUAAAGGUGGUGGCGCUGUGAGGAUUAGGGUUUUGGUAACUAGAGAAGAGUUAAAGCAAAUCUUGGAUUUUAGGAAGAACAUAAACUACUCUUCUGUGGAGCAAAUGAUAGGCGCGUUGAGGUUGAGAGAGAGGAGUACUGAUCAAGUUGGAGCAAGUAGUGAUGGCGGUGUGAUCAUGAGUAGCAGCAGCUGGAAGCCGGUUUUGGGUAGCAUUCCAGAGGAGCGUUAACGAACAUGUAAUCAAUUUGCCAUUAACUCUAUUAAUUUAUCCCUGUAAAAGCAUCUAUACUUCUUGUUUUGAGAAUUUAGUACAAACGGUAAGGGUUUUUUUCUUACUGGAUGGUCAUCAACUAUAGAGGUCCAACUGCAAGCAAACCAGUGUAAUUGCAGUAAAUAACUACGGGUGCAUCUUUCAAACUUUUCGAUAUGAA
Populus euphratica (Euphrates poplar) is the source of this 765-nucleotide messenger RNA. RefSeq lists its product as uncharacterized. The record is from RefSeq and is a predicted model, not a curated record. Bases 105 to 563 code for a protein of 152 amino acids. NCBI's taxonomy places the organism in Eukaryota, Viridiplantae, Streptophyta, Magnoliopsida, Malpighiales, Salicaceae. The transcript is spliced from 2 exons.